AUGGGUGUCAUACCUCUCACGCUGCAAAUUCGGAGCUACACACAGUUCGUCCGACCAACCAAGAUGUCCGAAAUCCUCGCCGUACCUCAAGAUCAGCAAAAAGAAAUCUCAAAUAUAACGAAAGUUUGCCCUGUGGAAGCGUUUGUGCUGGCUGGAGUCUGGUGGAACUUUGAACCAACACACUACUAUCUCACUGACAAUGGCACCAUUUGCCACGCUGUUGUACCACAAUACAACACACACGGAAAUUACUUCAUCGGGAGCUCUAAAGUUGCUCCACAUCAUACUUCUCCAUCCAGUUGUGAGAACGACAGCUUUCCAUUCGACGUGUACUUUUACCACGCCAGCAUCGGAUUUUACUCGUUCUACGAAGGAGAGACGGGCACAUAUUGUGCCAACGACAAAUUAUCGUACAUUCAAGUGGAUGUUCUUGGCUCGUACGAUAUUAACGGUUCGUUCUUAGCGGAAGAUACGGGUAGUACGAAGUCCAGGGUAUCGUACUGGUAUGGCAUCGUCGAAGCUACGUCAUGA
Phytophthora nicotianae INRA-310 is the source of this 531-nucleotide messenger RNA. RefSeq lists its product as hypothetical. NCBI's taxonomy places the organism in Eukaryota, Oomycota, Peronosporomycetes, Peronosporales, Peronosporaceae. The record is from RefSeq and is a predicted model, not a curated record. Bases 1 to 531 code for a protein of 176 amino acids. The transcript has 2 exons.